Messenger RNA from Labrus bergylta (ballan wrasse), 2535 nucleotides. It is a transcript of the gene slc68a1a, whose product is annotated as major facilitator superfamily domain containing 13A. Lineage: Eukaryota; Metazoa; Chordata; Actinopteri; Labriformes; Labridae. The record is from RefSeq and is a predicted model, not a curated record.
CACACACACACACACACACACAGCUGCUGCUGCUGCUGCUGACUUAGCGCAGGAUCAGCGUCACCACCCGAGCACCAAAACACGAUUUAUCAGCUCUGGUGAGCAGCUUUUUUCUUCGGCUAUUAUGCGGUGGUGACCCCGGGCCGGCCAGGCAGGGAGAUGAUUGCAGCGUGGCGCGGAGAAAAAAACGAGAGAACGGAGUGAUCGAGACAGAAGAAUGGGCAGGAGGGUCUGGAGCUGGCAAAGUGUCUUCUCCACUGCAGUGCUCUAUGGCUCUCUGGCUCUGUUUACCUCCAUCCUCCACAAUGUGUUCCUGCUCUACUACGUACAGACAUUCGUGUCCGUCUACAAGAUUGAUAAAGUCUCCUUCUGGAUUGGAGAGUCAGUUUUCCUGAUAUGGAACAGUCUGAACGACCCUCUCUUCGGCUGGCUGAGUGAUCGCUCCUUCCUCAGCUCGCCUCAGUCAGGCUCUCAGAUCACAACUCCAGAGGUGGUGCUGAAGCGCCUUAAGGCCCUCUCCACAAAUGGCCCCCUCUUCUCCCUGUCCUUCCUGGCCUUCUGGGUGGCGUGGGCCAGUCCAGGCCUGCAGUUCCUGCUGUGUUUGUGUCUGUACGACGGUUUCCUCACCAUGGUGGACCUCCACCACAGCGCCCUGCUGGCUGACCUCGCCGUGUCCGCCGCCGAUCGCACGCGCCUCAACUUCCACUGCUCCGUGUUCAGCGCUCUGGGCUCCUUCUCAGUGUUCCUGUCCUACUCCUUCUGGGACAGGGAGGACUUCUACUCCUUCCGUGUCUUCUGUGUGACUCUGGCGGCGUUUUCCGUCUUGGGCUUUUUCUUGGUGUCUCGGUUGCUGCGGCAACGUUUCCAAAAGGAAGUCCUUCCCAAGCUGGAUGAGGCACAGACGCUCAAAGACCUGAGCGUCGGCCACGCUCCACUGACACACCCAGAAAAACCGGUCACUAUCGGACAGUAUAUCAAGCAGCUCUCCAAACACAAGAACUUCUUGUGGUUUGUGUCCAUGAACCUCAUUCAGGUGUUUCACUGCCAUUUUAACAGCAACUUCUUCCCUCUUUUCCUGGAGCAUCUCCUGUCUGACAAUAUUUCUGCCUCCACCGGGUCAAUCCUACUGGGGAUCUCUUACAUUGCCCCCCACCUGAACAACUUGUAUUUCCUGACACUGUGCCAGCGUUACGGGGUUUACCAGGUUAUCCGCUGGCUAUUUAUGGUCAAACUGGGACUUAGUGUGGCUAUGCUGCUGGCAGGGGCUGACCACAUUUAUCUGCUGUGCAUCUUCAUUGCUAGUAACCGGGUGUUCACAGAAGGGACGUGCAAGCUGCUGAAGCUGGUCAUUACCGACCUGGUGGAUGAAGACUUUGUGGUCAACAAGCGUCAGCAGGCCGCCUCUGCGCUCCUCUUCGGGAUGGUCGCCCUUUUGACCAAACCUGGCCAGACAUUCGCUCCACUCAUUGGCACCUGGCUGCUGUGUGCUUACACAGGUUACGAUAUUUUCGAGAGGGAACCCGUGAAGGUGCCCGACGUUGCCGCCGGCUCAGGGACUCCGCCUCUUCGCCUGGGCUGCUUCUACAUGGUGGUGUUUGUGCCUAUCACGUGUGCCCUGCUCCAGCUGGCCGCCUGGUCUCGCUUCACACUACACGGCCGCAAGCUGCAGGGGAUCAAGACCCUGAGGCAAGCCCAGCACGGCCACCUUAUCGAUGUCAAGGCCAUAUGAACUGGAGGAGCUGUCGGGAGCUGCACAAAGACACUUUUAACCUUAACUUAACAAUCGUUUGAAAUAAUUGGAGGAAAGUGAAGCUGAAGGAUUUUCUGAUGUCUUACUGCUUUUGUGUGUGUGCAAGAAUAUGAACCAGUACGCUAUUUGUGGCUUUAUGGACACGGAAAAGUGCACAGUCGGAUCACAAAUCCCACUGGGGAGAACUUAAAACCUGCCUUAUUUUUAUAUUAAAAUAUUUACAUAUAUUUAUAUACGAACAGAUGACCAAAAGAUAAAGCAGAACAAAACAAUCCUUCGGAUGUCGAUGGACCAAGGUGACAACUUUAAUGGUGUGCCCUUUUUUCAAAAAGCAUAAUUAUGGUGUGAAGUGCAGUCUUAACACCCUCACUUUCAGAAACUUCUCAAAGUGUCAAAGUCAAGCGGGGCUACAGGCCUCGUUUCGACGGUUUGUUAAAAACAUGGAAAAAAAAAUACUGAAUCACAGUGCUGCUGUUAACUGCACCUCUGAGCUAAAUCAUAACUUACUGUCUCUUGACAUUUACACAGAACGCCCUGCCACUUUGAUGUUUACUGUAUUUUCUCAUAUUUCCAGUAUUGAUAAUGUUUUUUUUUGCACAAAACUGCCAUUUGUGUGUUGUACUUCUAACAUUCUGAUUGCGACACAACUUCAUGUAUUGUGAUCAAGAGCAUUUGAAUUAAGAGAUCGGGCUGGUAAGCAUAUUACCAGCAGUUUUGUAAUUUUGCAGAUUAUAUCAAGAAAGUGUGGCGCUACCACAAAUAAACCUCGUUUGUGUUGAACCAAA